UUUCGUGAUCUCUCCACGUCUUUAUACCUACUUCCGCCCACAAGCCACUUCCUUUCCUUUUGGCAGCGCGGAGCGCAAAGAUGGCUGUGCAAAUUUCCAAGAAGAGGAAGUUUGUGGCUGACGGCAUCUUCAAAGCCGAACUGAACGAGUUUCUCACUCGGGAACUGGCUGAGGAUGGCUACUCUGGGGUUGAAGUCCGAGUUACACCAACCAGGACAGAAAUUAUUAUUUUGGCCACCAGGACGCAGAACGUUCUUGGUGAGAAGGGCCGACGGAUCCGGGAAUUAACUGCUGUGGUUCAGAAAAGGUUCGGCUUCCCUGAGGGCAGUGUAGAGCUUUAUGCUGAGAAGGUGGCCACAAGAGGUCUGUGUGCCAUUGCCCAGGCAGAGUCUCUGCGCUACAAACUCUUAGGCGGCCUUGCUGUGCGGAGGGCCUGCUAUGGUGUGCUGCGGUUCAUCAUGGAGAGCGGGGCCAAAGGCUGCGAGGUCGUGGUGUCUGGGAAACUCCGAGGACAGAGGGCUAAGUCCAUGAAGUUUGUCGAUGGCCUGAUGAUCCACAGUGGGGACCCUGUUAACUACUAUGUUGACACUGCCGUGCGCCACGUGCUGCUUAGGCAGGGUGUGCUGGGCAUCAAAGUGAAGAUCAUGCUUCCUUGGGACCCAAGCGGGAAGAUAGGCCCCAAGAAGCCCCUGCCUGACCACGUGAGCAUUGUGGAGCCCAAAGAUGAGAUACUGCCCACCACCCCCAUCUCGGAACAGAAGGGUGGGAAGCCAGAGCCGCCUGCCAUGCCCCAGCCAGUGCCCACGGCGUAACAGAGUCUCGUUGGCGGCUGACUCUGGAGCCUGGAUGUUGCUCUAUAAAGACCUCUAAUAAAAGCUUUUUAAAAGA
Molecule: messenger RNA, 888 nt
Organism: Artibeus jamaicensis (Jamaican fruit-eating bat)
Lineage: Eukaryota; Metazoa; Chordata; Mammalia; Chiroptera; Phyllostomidae
Gene: RPS3
Product: ribosomal protein S3
Exons: 7
Coding region: 81-812 (243 amino acids)
Biological process (GO): translation; positive regulation of apoptotic signaling pathway
Cellular component (GO): cytosolic small ribosomal subunit; nucleus
Molecular function (GO): structural constituent of ribosome; RNA binding
Source: RefSeq, a predicted model, not a curated record